This is a messenger RNA of Elephantulus edwardii (Cape elephant shrew), 1761 nucleotides long. RefSeq names its product carbohydrate (N-acetylgalactosamine 4-sulfate 6-O) sulfotransferase 15 (gene CHST15). Gene Ontology annotation, biological process: hexose biosynthetic process. Lineage: Eukaryota; Metazoa; Chordata; Mammalia; Macroscelidea; Macroscelididae. The transcript is spliced from 7 exons. Gene Ontology annotation, molecular function: N-acetylgalactosamine 4-sulfate 6-O-sulfotransferase activity. The record is from RefSeq and is a predicted model, not a curated record. Bases 76 to 1761 code for a protein of 561 amino acids.
AGCACUGCGUGCUGGCAUCUGGACACCUUUCGGGCUGGCCCAUGCCCGCUAGGCCAGAAGUCCAGGGGCACUAAGAUGAGACACUGCAUCAACUGCUGCAUCCAGCUGUUCCCGGACGAGGCGCACACACCGCUGGCCGGCUGCCGAGGGGGCCCCCACCCCAGCAGCCAGGCGUGUCCCGCGUGCGGAGGAGAAAACAAGAUCCUGUUCCGUGUGGGCAGCAGGCAGAUGAACUUGCUGGCUGUGCUCGAAGUGAGGACGGAAGGGAACGAGAGCUGGGGCGGGUUUCUGCGCUUCAAAAAGGGGAAGCGAUGUAGCCUCGUGUUUGUGCUGGUGAUCAUGACCUUGGUGAUGGCAUCUUAUAUCCUUUCUGGGGUCCACCAGGAACUCCUGAUCCCCUCGCCUUUCCAUUAUGGAGGCUUCCCCAGUAACCCCGGUGCGAUGGACAGUGAAAGCCCAGGUGACCUAAAAGGCCACCACCACCAGCCCUCUGUAAAUAACAUCUCGUACGUGAAGGAUUACCCAAGCAUUAAACUGAUUAUCAACAGCAUCACGGCCAAGGUCGAGUUCACAACCAGACAGCUCCCAGACCUGGAAGACCUCAAGAAGCAGGAGAUGCAUAUGUUCUCCGUCAUCCCCAGCAAAUUCCUCCCCAACAGCAAGAGUCCCUGCUGGUACGAGGAGUUCUCGGGCAGGAACACCACCGACCCCUACCUGCGCAACUCCUACGUGCUGUAUUCCAGAAGGUUCCGCUCCACCUUCGACGCCCUGCGCAAGGUCUUCUGGGGCCACCUGUCCCACGCCAACGGCAGGCACUUCCGCCUGCGCUGCCUGCCCCACUUCUACAUCAUAGGGCAGCCCAAGUGUGGCACCACGGACCUCUAUGACCGCCUGCGGCUGCACCCCGAGGUCAAGUUCUCCGCCAUCAAGGAGCCCCACUGGUGGACCCGGAAGCGGUUUGGAAUUGUCCGCCUGCGGGAUGGACUGCGGGAUCGAUACCCCGUGGAGGAUUAUCUGGACCUUUUUGACCUGGCUGCACAUCAGAUUCACCAAGGACUACAGACCGGUUCUGCCCAGGAAGAGAGCAAGAUGAACAGUAUCCUCAUCGGGGAGGCCAGCGCGUCCACUAUGUGGGACAACAACGCUUGGACCUUCUUCUAUGAGAACAGCACAGACGGCGAGCCGCCCUUCCUGAUCCAGGACUUCAUCCAUGCCUUCCAGCCCCACGUCAAGCUGAUUGUCAUGCUCAGAGACCCCGUGGAGAGGCUGUACUCAGACUAUCUCUACUUUGCAAGUUCGAAUAAAUCUGCAGACGACUUCCACGAGAAAGUGGCCGAGGCCCUGCAGCUGUUUGAAAACUGCAUGCUCGAUUACUCACUGCGUGCCUGUGUCUACAACAACACUCUGAACAACGCCAUGCCGGUGAGGCUCCAGGUGGGGUUGUAUGCUGUGUACCUCCUGGACUGGCUCAGUGUCUUCAGUAAAGAGCAGUUCCUCAUUCUUCGCCUGGAAGACCACGCGUCCAAUGUCAAGUCCACCAUGCACAGGGUCUUCGAGUUCCUAAACCUUGGACCCCUGAACGAGAAGCUAGAAGCCCUGAUGACCAAGAGCCCCGCCUCGAACGCACGACGCCCGGAGGACCGGAACCUGGGGCCCAUGUGGCCGGUCACUCAGAAGAUCCUACAGGACUUCUACGGGCCCUUCAAUGCCAGGCUGGCCCAGAUCCUCGCAGACGAAGCGUUUGUGUGGAAAAAGACGUGA